AUGUUAUUACGGUUAAUAGCUCUGAUCUCUCUACCGUACCUAUCCGUGUCAAAGUCUUGUGGAAGAGAAGCCAUACCGUAUAUCUUAUCAGUUGAUCUUAGCGGCAAGCCAGGUAAGUGACUCUUUUGUAAAAGAUACAGUAACAUUUACUUCUGAAUCCUCUACCUUGAUUCACUUUAGAGCUAGCAUGUGAUACUCCAGCGUGUUUUGGGCCUUUGAAAAGCCCUAUCAUAGAUGAUUACAACGACGAACAAGGUCAGCUGUCUGUGCUACAUAGAACUGCUGUAAGUCGAAAAAAAACAUAGAUUCAAGUUUUGAUAGUAUCAACUGUAAAGGACUUUUCCAAUUUUCAAGUUCGUGUUAUGACGUAAUACUUUGCAUUUAAAUCGCUGACCUAAAGCCUAUUACAGACAUGUACAGGCAAGUAUACCAACAUUCCGUGUACAGGCAACGAUGAAUGGACGGGUGGAGUUGCUGAAUACAACAAUGGCACUCACAUAUCGUUGACAAUGGAGUGUUGUCGGUUCGAAGGCCUGAACUACGCAACCGAACACAAGAUUGCUCUAAUACGACCAGGAGAACGAUACGUUGGUGGAGCCGUGAAAGAGAACGGGCGACUGAUUGGCUUCGAUCUGAUCAAAGAAAUCAGAAAAAAUGUAGCUUCAAACAACGAGUACGUUCUAUAGCUUUAGCAAAAAAUCUAAAAAUCUUUAUAUUUUUUAAAUUUUGUACUUUUAAUGAUCUUAAUUUCUGUAAAUAACAAACCUAAAACAAUUUAAAACACAAUUUUUGUAAGGGUCGAGCCCCCCCUGUCGACACCAAAAUUUUUUUUGCUUCGAUCUGACUCAAACUUGCACCAAUGUGUUCUAAGGUACUCAUAAACACUUUAAACUCAAAAUUUUUUUUCAAAGUUACAGUAGUCAGGUAUACUGUAACUGGCCUAUGAUUUCUAUAUCUCAAGAACUAAUGGUGCUAGGAACGUAAACUUUUUUUUUAAAUGUAGAACAUGAAAUAUGAUGUUACUUUGUUGUUUACAGCAAGUUUCUAGGUAGUGUGCAAAUAUUUUUAAAAAUUAAAUUUUUGAUAACAAUUACAGUAAUUUAAAAAUAUUUCGAAAUAAAAGCACUCGUUACGCCCUGUUUUAUUUAAGAAUAUUAAACUACGUUUUCUUGCGGUCCGAACGCACCUACAAACAUCGAAAAAAACUGUGUAUACGGGGUGCAAAAGUGCAUUUGAAGUUUGCACACCCAAAAAAAAAUUUUUUCAAAAUUUUUUUAUGUACUUAAUAACGUGUUAGUUAACGCGUAGUUAUGCUUAUAAACCUUGUUAGGUUGCUAGUAAUGUUAUUCGACAUUAUCAUUGGUAUUAAAAGACAAUUUCUGAGACUGAAGCAAGGUGUGCACUAGAAAUUUACCCCCUAUUUUUAUUAGCUAAAUCGACGAGAUAGGUUGUUCUAAGACGUACGGUAAAGCGAUUUUAGCCAAAAUGCGGUUUUGGCACUUUUAUGCCAUUUUUUGUAAAAGUAAACUAAAAAUUUUUAAAAAAAUCAAAAAUGUACCAAAAGCUCUAAGAAUUUGCAAAGUAAUGUGUUUGACCGUGCUAAACAACUUUGUAAUUAAAAAUUUUUUUCUAAAAGUACCGUAACCUACCGUAAUCUGACCGUUCGAUUAUAAAAGUGCAAAUAUCUAAACAUUUAACACGGGUCUUUAUAGUCAUUUUUAGCAUAUUUAGAAUCUAAAUGAAACGUAGAUAUUGAUAGGUUAUAAGGUCAUCUCUAAAGUUGCUAAUUUUGAAGGUUACGGUCGAUUACACAAUUACGGCAGCAUACUGUCCAAAAAUUUAAAAUUUUACUGUGGCUUUUCUAAUGCACUUACAAGUCUGCAAAUUUGCAUACUUAUGUUUUUUGCCAUGCUGAACAACUUUGUAAUUAAAAAGUUUUUUUUAAAACUGAAAUUUUAAAAAAUUUUUUUUGUGUGUGCAAACUUCAAAUGCACUUUUGCACCCCGUAUACACAGUUUUUUUCGAUGUUUGUAGGUGCGUUCGGACCGCAAGAAAACGUAGUUUAAUAAUCUUAAAUAAAACAGGGCGUAACGAGUGCUUUUAUUUCGAAAUAUUUUUAAAUUACUGUAAUUGUUAUCAAAAAUUUAAUUUUUAAAAAUAUUUGCACACUACCUAGAAACUUGCUGUAAACAACAAAGUAACAUCAUAUUUCAUGUUCUACAUUUAAAAAAAAAGUUUACGUUCCUAGCACCAUUAGUUCUUGAGAUAUAGAAAUCAUAGGCCAGUUACAGUAUACCUGACUACUGUAACUUUGAAAAAAAAUUUUGAGUUUAAAGUGUUUAUGAGUACCUUAGAACACAUUGGUGCAAGUUUGAGUCAGAUCGAAGCAAAAAAAAUUUUGGUGUCGACAGGGGGUCCAGCCACUGCUCGAGUCUUACAAAAAAUGUGUUUUAAACAAACAAAAUAAAAAGUACUCAUAUUAAUAACUUUAGAGUCCACUAUGUCGCUCACGUGUAUCGCAUGAGUUGUGUACCCGCUCCAACCCACCCUCUAAACAAAGUUGACCCAGCCAUGAACAGCGGAGAAUAUCUGAGCAGACGGCUGUCAGCAAGAUCCAAAAGUCCCAACAAAAGAAAAGAAACCCCACCAAUGCGACGACACCGAGGGUAUCAGAACCAGUACGACUACGAGUACUACACAUACGAUCGUCCCAUGUACAGAAGAGGUCCAGGCCGUGCAACCUACAGAAGAGGAGGAAGACGACGCUACAAGCCUUACAUCGACGAGUACGAGUACUACGAGCCAGAAGUGCACACCUCCAGAAGACAAAACUACCAUCAAGAUGUACUGUGGCCUAUUAACGAAGAGAAGAAGCCGGCCCCAUCUACCAACUUCAAAGCUCACGGCUCCAAAAACUACGAAACCAACCAGGCCAACGACUACCCAGCCAACGAUGCUCAGAAGGCAGACGACUUCUCUGCCUAUUUCACCACUAUUCCUACUGCAGAGAAUACAGUAACCAUUCCUCCACAACAUGACACAUCUUACUCUCACCCCGCGCUUGUCGCUCCCGCUCCAUCUCAAGAUACCUACAGUAUUGCAGUACAGCCAUCAGUAGUACCGGUAAGUCUGAUAUUUAAAAUUUCAAUAAAAAGCAAACGAGAUAACAAAUACCUAAAAAUGUAAAAAAAAGUGAAAAAUGAACCAUAGUUUGUCGGUUUCGUUUUUAGCUUUUCGAUAGGUUUUCUUGUACGUUUGAACCCAAUUAUUUCUCAAUUUAGUAAUGAAAGUCUAGGUUACAUCCUUGAAGAAUAUUCGUAUUUUCUAGAUUAUUUCGUGUUUUAGGUAACAAACGGACAAAACUUUAUAGAAAAAGUUUUAAAUAAUCUUUUAUGGCCUAAAAAUCUAUUGGUUACCUAAAAUUAACAUUUCUGGACAAAAUAAUGUCAUAAAAAUCUUUUCAAUAUUAAACAUACACCAGCUUGUCUAUUUCUUACCUAAAAACACUCAAAAAUCUUUGAAAUACCAAUACUUGUCCUACAUCUAGUAUUCUACCUAUUUGAAAACUUAUUUCCCAAAAAAUAGGUAAUAAUAAAAUAAAACAUACCAUGGUUAUCAGCGAUCUGGGGCAAAUAUGUAAUAAAUCAAAUAAAAAAGUUAGAACACGAUCAACAAAUUAUUUUAUUUUUUGACACUUCGUUUGUUGAUAUUUUGUUGAUAUUUCGCUUCGAAAAAACUUUUUGUUUUUAUGCGGUAUCUGAUACUAUAUUAUUUUUGGUAAUAAACAGCGUAAUGUUAAUUAAGAAACCUCCUUUUGUAUUUUUGCAGUCCAGACUUCAAUCUUGUAAAGUUUGUUUUUAUGUGCAUAAUAUAGCACAAAUAAUGUAUGUUUAUUUUUGUUUUCAGAGCUACAUCUACCCUGUUCAAGAACAAACAUCGUACUCUCUCCAACCAACAUCGUAUCAACAGCCCAGCUAUUCGUAUGACACGAAUCAACAGCCAGCACAAGAUGCUUCAUGUACAUCCAGUUGUUGUACUCCGAGCUGUACGAUGAAUAGUAUGUUUUCGUCGUUACAGUGUUUCAGCGGCGACAUGCUAGUGGAAACUCCCUCAGGACACAAAAGAAUGGACGCAUUAGAAGUUGGAGAUCUCGUUAUGUCGAUGGAUGGGGCCUUGGUAUGUAAACAAUCUGAUGCCGUAAACAAUGUCUAUUUCAGAUUACCUACUCCAAGAUUGUUAUGUUCUUGCACCGAAAGGAAGAGGAGGAUGCUGUCUACAAGCUGAUAACAACAAGCAACAAAGAGCACAUCAAGAUUACCGACUACCAUCUCAUGUAUGUCACGGAAUGUAAAGCAGGAGAUAGGCUGCAACUGGUUAAAGCAGCUGAUGUUGUAGUAGGAGACUGUCUUCACUACAAAGGAACGCAUGGACUAAAGUCAUCCAAAGUUGUGUCAAUAGAAAAUGUAAGAAGACUAGACUUUGACUUCAUUUUAAAAACGUAUCUUGGAGGAUUUAUUUACUGUAGUAAACAUACAAGAAUUAGUGGAUUAUUUUUCUAACAUAACAUUUUUAUGGUCAAAUAAAAUUGAUAUCAUGAAUAAUAACUUUUUAACUCUUCAAUGUUUACUCAGUAAUAAACUGUUGUUAUUCCAGGUACAAGGCUAUGGUAUCUACGCUCCAUUGACAGCGAACGGAGACAUGUUCGUGAACAAUGUGUUGGUGAGUUGUCACAGCAACAUGGCCGCCCAAACCCUACAACAGACUUUCUUCGCGUGGUGGCGACAAUGGGCGGGCUACACGCGAUGGAUCGUGUCUUUUGUGUAUCCUCACCAUCGACUGUUAUCUGAAGACGGAGACCUGCCCUUCGGCGUGGAUUACCUCACUACGGUGAUGGAUCUGAUUGUUCCUCAGAAUCUAAUUUCUUACUAA
Bursaphelenchus okinawaensis is the source of this 4929-nucleotide messenger RNA. Lineage: Eukaryota; Metazoa; Nematoda; Chromadorea; Rhabditida; Aphelenchoididae. The record is from the annotation of a GenBank genome assembly.